Prinia subflava (tawny-flanked prinia) is the source of this 6722-nucleotide messenger RNA. RefSeq names its product structural maintenance of chromosomes 1B (gene SMC1B). Gene Ontology annotation, biological process: sister chromatid cohesion. The transcript is spliced from 24 exons. The coding region runs from base 514 to 4176 and encodes 1220 amino acids. The record is from RefSeq and is a predicted model, not a curated record. NCBI's taxonomy places the organism in Eukaryota, Metazoa, Chordata, Aves, Passeriformes, Cisticolidae. Gene Ontology annotation, molecular function: ATP hydrolysis activity; protein binding; DNA binding. Gene Ontology annotation, cellular component: nucleus; chromosome; meiotic cohesin complex.
CCUCACUUCACUCCAGAAAGCACACUGCCAAGGAAGGAGGGUGGUGUGGCACGCUCUCCUCUAAAGAAGCCUGUGUAAAAAAACAAGACUUCUUCAAUAAAGCUGAAAAAAUAAAUCAGUUUUGUCAUAAAUUUUAUUACAGACAGGCUUAUAUUCUGCUGCCAGGGUGUUACAUCUUAAAAAUGAGUUUAUUAUGUGCAACAGCUUUUCCUCAGUAAAAUCACAAAAUCAUAGAAUGGUUUAGGUAGGAAGGGACCUCCUAUCUCAUCUAGUCCCAAUCCCCUGCCAUGGGCAGGGACACCUUCCACUGUCCCAAGUUGCUCCAAGCCCCAUCCAGCCUGGCCUUGACCACUUCCAGGAAUGGGACAUCCACAGCUUCUCUGAGCAACUUGUGCCACUAUCUCACCACCCUCACAGGGAAGAAUUUCUUCCUAAAAGAAUAAAAAAUACAUAAUUAGAAAUAGAAUUUUUAAAGAAUUUGGCAGUUCUCCAGAUUUUUUAAUUCUUAAUAAAAUGCUUCCAUUUAUGUCAUGUCAAAAAUGUCUUUUUUUUUUUUUAACUUUUGAAGGAAAAUCUAACAUAAUGGAUGCUGUCAGCUUUGUGAUGUGUGAAAAGACAUCAAAUUUGCGAGUUAAAAGUAUUCAAGAACUUAUUCAUGGAGCGCAUGUUGGAAAACCCGUUUCUUCUACAGCUAGUGUGAAGAUAGUAUAUUGUGAGGAAGAUGGGGAAGAAAAAACAUUUUCAAGAGUCAUCCGUGGUACUUGUUCUGAGUUUCUUUUCAAUGACAAGACUGUCAGCCGAUCUGCAUACGUAUCUGAGCUUGAAAAAGUAGGCAUUCUUGUCAAGGCCAGGAAUUGCCUUAUUUUUCAGGGCACAGUAGAAUCAAUCGCAUUGAAGAAGCCGAAGGAGAGAGCUCAACUUUUUGAACAAAUUAGUAAUUCAUGGGAAUAUGCUGAAGACUAUGAGCGAAAGAAGAAGAAAAUGCAGCAAGCAGAACAGGAUGCACAGUUUAAUUAUAACAAGAAAAAAAGUGUGGCAGCAGAACGCAAACAAGCAAAGAUGGAAAAAGAGGAGGCAGAGCAUUACCAGAUGCUAAUCAAGGAACUGGAGGAAGAAAGGAUACAGCUGCAGCUUUUUCAGCUUUAUCACAAUGAAAAACAAAUUGACUUUCUGAAAAACAAUUUGGAUGAAAAGAAUAUGGAGGCCUACAUCAAGAAAGAGUCUCUUUCUGCAGCAGAAGAAUCAUUUAAAGCCAAGAAAAAAAUGUUUGGGAUAUUAAACAGGGACCAUCAGCAUAUGGAAAAAGAAAUGAAGACUCUGGAAGCAUCACUGAUCCAGCAGAGACCCCUCUAUAUAAAAGCAAAGGAAAACACAUCCUAUCAAAUCAAGAAAGUAGAAACGUUGAAAAAAUCUCUAAGGGAAAAGGAGAAAUCCUGUGAUAAGGAAAAGCAGAACAUAGAAGAACUGCAGAUGGAAUUGAAUGAUGUUGAGAAGGCAUGGAGAGCGUUUGAGGAGAAAACUGCAGAAGAGAGAAUGGAGAGAGCAGCAGAUAUUGAGCUGGAAGAAAGUCAGCUGGAGCGCUACAAAGAGCUAAAGGAACUGGCAAGAAAGAAAGUAGCCAUACUGGCCCAGCAGCUAGAAAAACUUCGUUGGGAGGAUAAAGGAGAUCAAGAAAGGCUGAAACUUAAUCGCAGGAAGAAAAAUGAAAUUGAGGAAACCAUAAAACAGACCGUGGAACAGGUAGAAGAGCAUGAAAAACGCAUAGAGAAGUUGGAAGAAUAUGCUAAAAUAUGCAUUGCAUCAUUAACAGAAAAAAAACAGCAGGAGGAGGUGCUGGCUAAGGAAGUUGAGAAUGCAACAAUUCGAAUGGCUGAAGUGAACGAAGACUUGAGCAAAAUAGUUGAUGAGCUGCAGAAUGCCAGGAUUGAUUACCACGAGGGAAGGCGUGAGCAGAUGAGAGCAGAGAUCCUGGAAAGUCUGAAAAGGCUGUAUCCAGAUUCUGUGUUUGGAAGAUUGCUUGACCUGUGUCAUCCUAUUCAUAAAAAAUACCAGCUUGCAGUUACCAAGGUAUUCAGCAAAUACAUGACUGCUAUUGUUGUUGCCACUGAGAAAACAGCAAGAGAUUGCAUUCGCUUCCUAAAACAAGAACGAGCUGAACCUGAAACUUUCCUUGCGUUGGAUUACCUUGAUGUUAAACCAAUUAAUGAGAAGCUGAGGGAGAUAAAAGGAGCUAAAAUGUUGGUGGAUGUUGUACAAACUCAAUUUGUUCCACUGAAAAAAGUGAUUCAGUUUGUGAGUGGGAAUGCCUUGAUCUGUGAAACAGUUAAGGAAGCAAAACACAUUGCAUUUGAUGGACCAGUGAGACUGAAAACAGUGGCUCUUGAUGGAACUUUAUUUUUGAAAUCUGGAGUGAUUUCUGGAGGAUCAAGUGAUUUAAGAUUUAAAGCUAGAAUUUGGGAUGAGAAAGAAAUGAGUAAAAUGAAAGAAAGAAGAGAUAGUUUGAUUAAUGAGUUAAAGGACUUGAUGAAGACCAGGCGGAAGGAGGCUGACUUGAAGCAAUUGCGUGCUCAGUGCCAGGGAACUCAGACACGACUUAAAUAUUCACAGAGUGAAUUAGACCUUAUUAAAAAGAAACAACUUGCUAAUCUCUCCAUGGAAAAAUCAAAACUGGAAAGUGAACUGGUAAAUGUUGAGGCUCAGCAUGAUAUGCUGAAUGAAGGAAUAGCACAAAGAAAAGAAAAAAUAAAAGAAUUUGAGAAAAAAAUUAACGAGGUUGAAGAUGUUGUUUUCCGGGAAUUCUGUGAAGAAAUUGGUAUAGAAAAUAUUCGUGUGUAUGAACAAGAACACGUGAGACAGCAAGAGGAGAUCGAUAAGAGAAGACUUGAGUUUGAAAAUCAGAGGACACGACUGAACAUUCAGCUGGAGUAUAAUCGUGACCAUCUACAAAAAUCAACAAACUCAGUCACCAAGCUGAGGGAGACAGUUCAUAAAGAUGAAGCUGAGAUUAGCAAGCUACAGAAGGAUGAGGAAAAGCUUCUAAAAAAAGUGAAUGAACUUUUGGAGGAGCAGCAACACCUUAAGGAUAGAUUAAGUGCUCAUAAAUCUGAGCUUACAAAAAGCCAAAAUGAAGUUGAAGAGUUCAGAAAGAUGAUGUUAACUCUUAAUAGAGAAGCCACAAAGUUGCAGAGGGAAGCUACAGCUCUAGAAACCUCUCUGGAGGCAAAGAGAUUGAGGCGGCACAAUCUGCUGCUGGAAUGCAAAGUGCAGGACUUGAAAAUCAAGUUACUCUUUGGAUCACUGGAUGACAUCAGUGAGGCAGAGCUAGGAACUGAAGUAGAAGGUACCCAGACUCUGUCAGGGAUCUAUGAAAGGGAAGAGGGGAUUCAGAUAGACUACAGCCCCCUAGAAGUCGACCUAAAGGAACUAGAAUCUGAUAAAGACAUAGAGGAUCAUGCACAGCAAAUGCAGCAGGAAAUCAAAUCUAAAGAGGUCAAAUUAAUGAAGACAGCUGCUCCAAACCUGAGAGCAGGAGAGAAGUUACAGCUGGCUCGGAACAAGUUCCAAGAAUCAAUAGAUGCUUUUGAGAGCAGCAGAAAGGAGGCCAGAAAAUGCAAGCAGGAAUUUGAAGAGGUGAAAAAAAGGAGAUACGAGCUGUUCAGCCAGUGCUUUGAGCAUGCCUCCAUAGCCAUUGACAGGAUCUACAAGAAGCUGUGCAGGAACAGCAGUGCUCAGGCAUUCCUCAGUCCUGAAAAUCCCGAGGAGCCCUAUCUGGAAGGGAUUGGCUUCAACUGCGUGGCUCCGGGCAAGCGCUUUAUGCCCAUGGACAGUCUGUCAGGAGGGGAAAAAACAGUGGCAGCCCUGGCUCUUGUGUUUGCCAUACACAGCUUUCGUCCAGCUCCUUUUUUUAUUUUGGAUGAGAUAGAUGCUGCACUGGACAACACAAACAUUGAUAAAGUCUCAAGUUUCAUUAGGGAGCAGGCACAUGAACAGUUCCAAAUGAUAGUUAUUUCCCUGAAGGAGGAGUUCUACUGCAAGGCAGAUGCGUUGAUUGGCGUGUGUCCUGAGUACGACGAUGUCAUGUUCAGCCAAGUCCUGACCCUGGAUCUCACCGAGUACCCCGAGGGGGAGGAGCAGGACACGCCAGAGAGGCCCAGCCGCGGGUCUCUCUUCCAAUAGCGCCGAUGGCAUCAGGGCCGGGAGACAGCAGGAACAAACUGACUCCUGCAGACCUGAGUUCAAAUGUGGCUGUGAGAGGUUGGCAGGGAAAUGGUCACUUUUCAAGUGAAACAGUUUUGCAAAAUGUUAAAGGAAUCAACUGCUACACCUUGCUGCAGUUUUGUUAAGGAGUGAGAGCCCCAGGCUGUUUCUGAGGUGUGCACACUGGCACCAAAAGCUUUCAUUCCAAAUAUUCUGGCUGUACGAAGAAGGGCUGCAGGUUCAGUUCCGUAAGUGUAAUAUCCUAAAGAAGCAGCCUCCUGCUUUUCUUAGGAAAAGUCCAUAGUGCCAGCACACUCUUCAGGUGCUCACUACUCCAGUCAGGACCUUUUGUGUUGUAGUUGCAUCUGUUUGUCUUCAGACAGGAUUAUUUCCUCUUUUCCUAAACAGUAAGCUACUGGAAUAUGCUCAUUAUCUUGGGUGACUUCUGUGAUAACCAGGAAGACUUCAGUAUUCCACUGUAACCUUACACAAGUAUUAGUUAACUGUACAAAAACUUGCCAUGCAGCUCUAGAGCUGUGUUGUAACCUUGAAAAAUUCCACCUCUGAGCUAUUUCACCUCCUACAGAAGUGGAAAGAAUGUGUCAGAUGCUAUAGAGGCAAAUGAAAUAGAAAAACGUAUUGGUUUGUUAUUAUGCAGCUGUCCCAGUACACUGGAGUCACUUUGCUGGCCAUUUUUCAUCUAAGCAGAUGAAAGUUAAUGAACUUAUUAUCUAAGUUAAUGAAGUUUCAGAAAACUGAAAGCUGGAAUCACUUUAUCUGGCUUAUGUUCCACCUCUGUGUGUGCUGAAGAGCUUCCCUUGGUUUGUGGUUGUUCAUAAUAAUUCUAUGUUGUGUUCACAGAGCAGGUUCCUUUCGUUCUGUGGGUUCCUUACACGUACCUGCCUUGUCAUGGGCUGUGAGCCCUGAGCUGGGCUGGGCCCGUGGGGGUCCUGCCUCAGGGAGGAAGGUUGAGCGGGAGUGUAACAUGUUUCAGGGGAAUACAGAUGUUCAUCAAGGAUUUGUUAUUGCUACACUUCACUGAAUAAAAUAAAAUAAUUUACUCUGAGGCAUGAGUCAGCAUCAGCACCUUCAUUCAGGAUCCAGUAACAGAUGUGUUAGGAGAUAAAAUACCCCUCACUCCUCUGCUUUUGAGGAUGCAGUGGAUGCCCCCCGAGAGGAGAGGCUGCUGGACAGCUGCAGUUCAGCGGUGUCUGCAAGGGAACCAUCGCCAGUGCAGGGUGCAAGCUGAUCCAAGGGGAGGGGUGGGACUUCAAGCACAUGAUAAGGAGCUGCAGGACUUCAGGGUUUAAUUAGUGGUAGUAAUCAGGGUCACUGCAGUCAAAUACCUCAAUGCAAGUGAUGGAUUUUGCUUCAGCUUGAAGCAACAUGUGAAGUGUUGUGAGCUGAUUAUCAGGAUUCACGAGAGCCUGACCAGUCACUUUCCACAGCAGCCCAUUCAUGCUGACUGCAGAAGCUUAUGUUGGAGGGAAGUCUCACAGAUGAUGCUCUGUGAUGCUGAAAGACAGUCCUCAGAAGUGAUCUUGGUGUAAAUAGACCCUCUGAGAGGCACAGGGCAGCUGUGAGCUGCCUGAAGGCCUGCAGAGCACAGCAGCAUCCUCACAGUGCACCUCACUGGAGCCUUUUGUCCCAGGGAAUUGCAGGAGUGGGUUGUGCAACAAGGGUUACUCCUUACAGACCUGCGAAAGCACAGUCAGAAAGGCCACCGCCAGCCCCAGCCCUUGCCCUCCCUGUAAAACCCCUGUACAAUGUGACCUGCUCUCAGAAGGCCUAACAGAAAUCCUUAGGAAGCAGCCACAGGGGAUCCUGACAGGAGCAAUCCUGCAGCCCUCCAGGUCCCCCUGUGCUGGCAUCAGCACAAAGAACAGCCCUGGACUUGCUCUCCUGCAGAGUGAGGUGAGAGCCAGCUGACUGCAAACCUGCACAGAUCACAGUGCUGGCAGCUGCACUGGGAGUUGGUCUGGUGCCAAGACGCUGCAGGUGUGGGAAGUACCAGGCCCUGCUGGGCCUCACCUUCACCCUUGGAGCAGCUCAGCCAAAGGCAAACUUACACACAGGCCUUACCUGCAGCUGGAUCCUCUGAUACUGACUGGGCUUCACUCCACUGCAGGACUGUUACCUGCUGUGCAGGCAGCAGAGCCUGAUGUAGCAGGAUUUAAACACUUCCACAGGAAGCACUGCAGAGCUCAGGCAGUGCCUGCCCUGCAGCAUUGUUCCAGCCUGGCCUUCCAAGUGAUCUUGUGCCUCACUGGACACAGGAGAAAACAAAUCCUCGUGCCAAAAGUGGAAAGCAGGUGGGUCACCAAGCUGUGGGUUCCAUAAAUGUGGAACAGCACUGUUCUUCAGGAUUUGGGGAUCGGAGACUGAAGCCUGCAGGACGCCUGAAGAAUCCAGAAACCCACCUGCAGUUCAGCUGAUGGUAGAACUGAACAGCCUGUAUCUCAAAGGGCAGCUGUGCCAAGAGGCACUUUUGACAGAUUCCAGCAUUGUGUGGCUUCACCUGGGGA